Messenger RNA from Lactuca sativa (garden lettuce), 2487 nucleotides. Its product is annotated as serine/threonine-protein kinase PBL27. Gene Ontology annotation, biological process: protein phosphorylation. Gene Ontology annotation, molecular function: protein kinase activity; ATP binding. The record is from RefSeq and is a predicted model, not a curated record. Lineage: Eukaryota; Viridiplantae; Streptophyta; Magnoliopsida; Asterales; Asteraceae.
GUUUAUGUCCGUAGAUUUCGACAACAUUACACCAAAAUCAACCUCACCUAAUUCUCUCUUAACCGCUCCAAAUUUACAAAAAACCCAUCCUUUUCAGUUUUCACUUACAAGAUGAUUCUAUUUCCACCCCUUUCUUCUUUCUUCACAGCCCAUAUACAGGAUAUUAUUAUUAUAUUUCUUUAAUUUAUUUUUCUUUCCCUUCUUUUUCCUCAGUUUCUUCGAUUUGUUGAUCUGCUUUUUUUGGGUGAGAAAUAAGUUACUGUUGAUCGGUCACUCAUGAGUUAGCUCAUGGCCUCCAAUCUUUCAUUCGCAAUCCUAGUGAGAGAGAAGAGAGAGAACGUUUUCGAUUUCGAUUUCGAUUCCUCUAGGCUGAAAGAUAGUUAAUUUGUAUAAUUUCCUAUGUAUAGAUUAUAGGCUGGGGAUAUAGAAACCCAUCAGAUAUAAUUUGUGGGUUCGUUUGUUUUUGGCAUGGGGUGUUUUCCAUGCUUUGAUUCAUCAAACAAAGAAGGAAAUGGUGUAAAGGAAGUGUCUAAAAAGGAUAUUGGGAAAGAAGGUUCGGCUCCUCAUCAAUCUCAUCAUGUCAGUAGGGUUAGUUCAGGAAAAUCAAAAUCCCGUGUUAGUUUGGAUCCUAAGAAGGACCAGAUGGUUACAAAAGAUGGACAAACAGCAAACAUUGCAGCACAAACGUUUACUUUUCGUGAGCUUGCUGCAGCAACAAAGAACUUUCGCCCUGAGUCUAUGUUAGGAGAAGGUGGUUUUGGGCGUGUUUACAAAGGUCGUUUGGAUAGCACAGGACAGGUAGUUGCUGUGAAGCAGCUUGAUAGAAAUGGUCUUCAAGGGAAUAGAGAGUUUUUGGUGGAGGUUCUUAUGCUUAGCCUGUUACAUCACCCAAAUCUUGUGAAUUUGAUAGGUUAUUGUGCAGAUGGAGAUCAACGCCUCCUAGUUUAUGAGUUUAUGCCUUUGGGAUCACUUGAAGAUCAUUUACACGAUCUUCCACCAGACAAAGAACCUUUAGACUGGAACACAAGAAUGAAAAUUGCUGCUGGUGCAGCAAAAGGUUUAGAAUAUCUACAUGACAAAGCAAAUCCUCCAGUCAUAUACAGAGACUUAAAAUCAUCCAACAUUCUUCUUGAUGAAGGAUACCACCCUAAAUUAUCUGAUUUUGGUCUUGCAAAACUCGGUCCAGUUGGCGAUAAAACACAUGUCUCCACCAGGGUGAUGGGCACAUAUGGCUACUGUGCUCCUGAAUAUGCCAUGACAGGUCAGCUCACCUUGAAAUCCGAUGUUUACAGCUUCGGUGUUGUCUUCCUUGAACUUAUAACUGGAAGAAAAGCCAUCGACAAUACCCGUGCUCCUGGAGAACACAAUCUUGUUGCUUGGGCACGACCACUUUUCAAGGAUAGGAGGAAGUUUCCAAAAAUGGCGGAUCCAUUAUUGCAAGGGCGUUAUCCAGUGAGGGGACUUUACCAAGCACUUGCAGUUGCAGCAAUGUGUUUACAAGAACAAGCUGCAACAAGACCUCUGAUUGGUGAUGUUGUGACUGCUUUAACAUACUUAGCCUCUCAACCCUACGACCCUGAAGCGGCUCGAGCCGAGAGAAGUGCCAGAGGCAGCGGCUCCGGUACACCCAGGAGCCGAGCUGACCGGAGGAACCCCAGUGAUGGUGGUCUUGAUGACUCCAUGCCUCGGGCCCAUGGUUCACCUUCCACUUACAAGAACUCACCUGAUUACAGAAAGAGGGAGUCUUUGAGAGAGAUCAACACCCGUGGUGCUGAUCUUGCGGAUGGUGAAAGCAGUAAUGGUGGUGGUGGCUCUGGCCGGAAAUGGGGGGUGGUGGAGGAUUCUGAUUCUCAGAGGAACAGUCCGGCGAAUACCAGUAGCAGAGGCCGGAAUCGGGAUCUUGAGAGGGAGCGGGCGGUGGCCGAGGCUAAAGUUUGGGGGGAGAAUUGGAGAGACAGAAAGAGAACAAACACAACUAGUGGUGGUGGUAGUGGUAGCGGCGGCGGUGGCGGUGGUGGUGGUAGUUUUGAUGCUACAAAUGAGUGAUGGGGUUGAAGGUUGGUGGUUACAUGUGUUUUUUUUUUUUUCUGUUUUCUUUUUUUCCUGGCAAAUAAGAGUGAGUUCUUAUGAUCAACUUUAGCUCUACUUGCUGAUUGUUCUUCGUAUGUUGGUUUAACGAUAUUGUGGUGGCAGAUAAGAGAGGGGAAGUGCAGUUGGGAGGGGUGUUGACUUUUGUAAAAAAAAAAAAAUUAAGAUUUGCUUUGACUGUUUAUGCAACCUUCGUAAUUAUAUCAUGGAUUUGAGUUAAAAAAAAAAAAAGCUUGGUGGCUCGUGGGUGGGAUUUUUUGUUUGUGUUUUUGCGUAUCUAUGUAUGUAUCCUCUUGUAUCAGAUGUCCGUAUGGGUACAAUUUGAAUCGAAUUCUGAUGUUUCAUGUACACUUAUCAGUUUUUUUAUGUAUCUAUUAUCGGUGAUUUUAGUCUCACAAA